UUUUGGAAGCCAAUGGCAGCAACAUGAGUGGAGCCCAACAGGACGGAGCCAUGACGGCGGACAGCCUCCAUCUGAACGGGACGGCAGCUUUGGGACUACAUGACCAGGAGAUGAACACAGCGCUGUUUGAGUUCAAAGUGUUUAACAUUGUCAUCAUCGCCCUGGCCUUGUGUAUCCUCACCAUCACCGGCCUGUACUGCAUCACUGUCUGCUACAACCGCACCAGGCAGUCAAAGAGAGCCCACGUGUAUGAGAGUGCAGUGACCCGAGGCGAGCCAGCGGACCCUGUAGCGGUCAAAGCAGUGAAGAGGUCCACCAGCUUCAUGAACCCUCUCGCCUUCUUUAGGAAACCCGAGGCAACAAAGGACAACUCCAGGAUCUACUACAUCUACAGUAACCCUCUGCCUGUGGGACUGAAGGAGGAGGAGGAGGAGGAGUGGCGGACUAAAGCCCUGCAGGAACCCAAGGAGCAAACUGUACUGACGCUGCCGCUGUCCUUUCAAGAGUACGCCAAUGAUCCCAAGAGUGGUGUCGUCCUGGACCCUCCCAUUUUUUACAUGCAGCUUUAGAAGGUGGUGAGGAGUUCUGCUGUGGGGGCGGGAGGGAGAAGUUGUCUGAAUGUCUGAGGUGGGCUAUAGAGACACUGAAAUUUGAAAGGUCCGAGUUCUGACCCCUGCAGCUGUGUUCGUCAAACGUUAUGUCAUCAUGUACGACCAUUAAAGGGGCACUACACAGAUUUAAUUAUACAUUCUGUUAGUUCUCAAUGGGAGCAUUACUAAGCCAGUAAAAGUAGCAGGUUAAUGUCCUGUAGCUCAAGUGUGAGAACCCCUGAUGAUGUCAUAGUGAUGUAAUGAGGGUUAUCUCAGCGAAGCCUGGGAGUCUACACAUUUAUAACCCUAAGCCUUCUAGGCUGCAGCGUUGCCAAAUUGGUGACUUUCGGGAAACACUUGAUUUAGUGACUUUUCAGACCCUCUUGGCCACAUUAGCCCCUUUCAUAGUGCCGUUUCAUGCCGGAACAUUUACGGCUCUGUCACGUCUCGAAGAGAUGGAAAAUUGGUGGGACUGUUGAAAGCGGGAACACUAUGAACGGGCCAUCCCGGCAAGGUGGAAUAUUUCACAUUACAUGUGACGUCUAACACACACCUCCCACUUGGAUCCGACAGACAUCAAAUCACUGUUCACUGCGUCCGCUGCUCAUUGUAAACAAGCCAGCAUCGCUAACUGUGCACAGAGUGUCUGGUGCUUGUUGUAAACAAACAAAUGUCGCUAACUGAACACAUACUGCUGCAGCAUGUAAUUAUUGUACUGCUACAGAGCUAACUGUGUAGCCUAUUAGCACUGUGCUACUGCGCAGCACUGCUGCUGCUCUGUUGCACGUCACUAUCGUCUCCUCCCACCAGCACCUCUAUGAAAGGGCACGAAUAUCACGCCUUCGCAGGAUCACUAUGAACGCUCUAAGGCGAAAAGCCGACACAGAUUGUUCAGACAAUAUAGCGGACCUCACUAUGAAAGGGGCUUUCAUCUCUAAAAAGCGACUAAUGUAGCAAGAAAUGUAUUGCAUUAUUUGGAUGAUCAGAGAAAAAGCAAGAAAUAUAUAUCAUUGUAAUGAAUUCCCAUGCAUGCUGCACAGAGUAAUCACAGUCCACAGUUGACGUUGUGUUGUGGACUUUGUCAUGUGGAAAUAUGGAAAAAAAGUGGGUUGGAAAACCAUUAGAUGCUAGGGAUGCUAUCAAGCUGCAUUAUGGGAAAUGUAGGAUCCAGUGUUUAAAAGCUAGUGACCUGCUAGAAAACAAAAAUGAAGCUUAUUUCAUCCACUGCCUUUUAAAUUUUGACAGUACAAUAAUGUAUCUGUGUCCCACUGGCACCACUCUGCACUGCUCUCUCUGUUACCACCUUCCCGGCCCACAGUGUUGUCACAGAUUCGCAGUGGCCACCUUCCCACUCAGGUUACACUGUUAGCUUUGUCCCCACUGUUGCUGUUUUUAGGGCUGUUGGUGGCGUUAGCACUAUUAGCCACUGCCAUGUUAAGAGCCGUGUGCAGGCAAUCGAUAUGCUCUGAAUUCCAUGUACAGACACUUUAUGACCUUAAUUAACUCUUUAACAAAGAUCUGUCUUGGCAUCUCUGACUAGAAGUCUUAGUCAAUAUGAGGUCUAACAGGUUUUUCUUCCCUCAAAGACAUACAAAGGUACACUGUGGCUAUCAUUCAUUCAAGCAUUGUUUUUAUUAAUCAACCCGUUCCG
Centropristis striata (black sea bass) is the source of this 2241-nucleotide messenger RNA. RefSeq lists its product as uncharacterized. The record is from RefSeq and is a predicted model, not a curated record. NCBI's taxonomy places the organism in Eukaryota, Metazoa, Chordata, Actinopteri, Perciformes, Serranidae. The transcript has 3 exons. Bases 24 to 569 code for a protein of 181 amino acids.